Molecule: messenger RNA, 1593 nt
Organism: Tetranychus urticae (two-spotted spider mite)
Lineage: Eukaryota; Metazoa; Arthropoda; Arachnida; Trombidiformes; Tetranychidae
Biological process (GO): regulation of transcription by RNA polymerase II
Cellular component (GO): chromatin; transcription regulator complex
Molecular function (GO): protein dimerization activity; RNA polymerase II cis-regulatory region sequence-specific DNA binding; DNA-binding transcription factor activity, RNA polymerase II-specific
Source: RefSeq, a predicted model, not a curated record
CCUUCAUCUCUUUUAUUUCUUUGUCAUCUUUCUCUCUUUCUAUUUUUCCUGUCUCUGUUUUUUAGGUGAACAACAACUUCAUCAUCAUUAUCAUCAUCAUCAUCCAUUUUCAUCAUUACAACUCCACAUUUGAUUCUUUUUAUUUAAUUUUUCAUUAAGUUUUUUUGUCUCUCAUCAUGAGUGGUCCAGUCAAUAAUGAAGAGGAACCAGGAAUUAAUCUUUUGGAAGUGUUUCAAAAUUGUUUUAAUAAAAUUGAAGAUGGAUAUGAUACCCAAAAUCAUGCCCAAAACUAUUUUGUUACUAUGAACCAAGUUAAUUAUGAAUCAUAUCCCCCUGAAGGAUAUAAUAAUUAUAUCGACACACCGGAUGCUUGGAAUAGUUCGGCUGCUCCAAAUUAUAAUGUAUACACCAACCCACCCCCACAACCUCCUCCAACAUCAACAUCUGCGCCAGUGUCAGUGUCAGUGCCAUGUCCACCACCACCUCAAGCUACAGCUCCAGCACCAUGUCCUCCAACAACACCAACAGCACCAGUAUCAGGUCCUUUAGGACCAGGAACCAUCAAUAUACCUGUUCUUCAAGGACCUGAAGGACCUGGAGCCUGGGCAACAAAUUUUCAUGGAUUUAUGGAAGAACGAUUGGACGAUGCCAUAGAUUUUCUCCAGAAGCAAACAGAAAGCUGUAACUAUCCUCCUCAGAUUGAUUGUCACGUGCCAAGUCUGGCAUUCUCAGAUGCCGGUCAAAGCAGUAUCCUUAGCGGUACGCCAUUAAGUGUUCAACCUCCUUUGUCCCUAAAAGAAGAUAUGAAAUCAAAUCAGGAAUUGCCAUCAAAUCAGGAUAUGCCCACUAACAGUCAACCUUCGCUUGCCAUUGCCACAGCUCCAAGAAGAUACAUGAGAACACCAUCAAACUCAUCUUCAACAUCAACAACAAAUAAUCCAAACACAACCAGUAUUGGUAAAGGAAGCAAACGGUCCAGAUCUAGACAUUCUAUUAGCAGUUCGGCUGAUGAUGAAGAUGACCCUCCCGAGCUCAAAGCAGAAAGGGAAAAAGAAAGACGUCAAGCUAACAACGCUAGAGAAAGAAUUCGUGUACGAGAUAUAAAUGAAGCCUUUAAGGAAUUGGGUAAAAUGUGCAUGCAGCAUUUAAAACAAGAAAAAGCGCAAACCAAACUCAAUAUUCUACAUCAAGCUGUGGAAGUAAUUACAAAUUUAGAACAACAAGUUAGAGAGCGUAACAUGAAUCCUAAAACAGCAUGUUUAAAAAGGAGGGAAGAAGAAAAAGAUCAAGACCCAAGCAAUCUUAAGUUUCCUUCAGUGCUCCAAGGACAUUUGGUUGGACCCGGGCCGGUACCCGUGCCUCCUAAUGGAACAAAUCCAAUUUUGUAAAAGAUCAUUAACAAAAAAAUUAACAAUUUAAACUUAACAAUAUUUGAUUGAUACAAAAAUACAUAGAGAAAUUCAUGUAGCUUCAAAAGCGGUACCCAAGAUCAUCCCAAACCGCUGUCACAUUUACGAAUGACAUAAAAUGGACAGAUUUUUUUUGAUUAAUCAAUCAAUAAAAAUAGUAAAAAGAACAAUUAUUUAAAAAAAA